This is a messenger RNA of Apis mellifera (honey bee), 4431 nucleotides long. RefSeq names its product tubulin-specific chaperone cofactor E-like protein (gene mlt). Bases 566 to 2140 code for a protein of 524 amino acids. The transcript has 7 exons. Lineage: Eukaryota; Metazoa; Arthropoda; Insecta; Hymenoptera; Apidae. The record is from RefSeq and is a predicted model, not a curated record. Gene Ontology annotation, biological process: protein folding. Gene Ontology annotation, molecular function: alpha-tubulin binding.
CCACCUCUACCUCUCGUAACUAGUAGUGUGGCUCAGCUGUUUCUGUUUACUAAACAAAGGAGCCAGAAAUCAGUUCAACGGUGGACGGCGAGCGGGGCACGUUCGUGUGUCCGUUAGCGACACCACUUCUUUUUCUAACCCUUUUAGACCAACCAACAAACCGAUCUCGCUUCAUGAUCGCAGGCAAAAAUCGCGAGUGCUUCUAACCAGGAUAUUUCUCGAGCCUCGUCGAUUGUUAACCACCGGAUACCGGAGCGAUAUCGGAGGUCCAAAGCACGCAGUGAGACGAGGAAACAAUUUCAUUCGGACAAAUGAAUCGGUCUUUAUCCAUGCCCCCAAACUUUUCACUCCAAAAGGAAUCACCGUAGAAGUAACUUUCGUGUUCCCAAAACUAUCCAGUGACUACCCAUCGACCUGUUGUUCCAAUUCCAGUAGCAGAAAUGGCAACUCAAAUCCCAAUUCCCACAAUUCGCUUUUAAUAUUGAACGCUCGAACUUGCUUUGUAACCAUUGGCUCUCGAUAUCAAGAUACUGGAAACUUAUAAAUUUAAACGAAUGCAGUAAACAUGCCGUCAUUGUUGGAGGCGCUGGAGCUUAAGUACGGCAGUUCAACGACCGACUGCUCCCUCACGGACGAGGAGACCGAGUCGAGCUCGCCGAAGGCCGCCCUCUCGGUCAGCAUCUUCAUCCCGAAGAAGUCGCCCCGGCACACCGUGCCGGCGUUGCUCGUGCUGCAGGACUGCGACAUCGAGUCGGCCGGGAACGACGCGGAGAAACUGAGCAAGAAAUGCAGGAACGUGGAGGAGCUCGAUCUCGCGCAAAACAAACUGUCCCAAUGGACCGAGGUGUUCGGUAUUCUGCAGCACAUGCCCAAGAUCAAAUUCGUGAAUCUCAGCUUCAAUUGUCUGGCCGAGGUUCUCGAGAUCAAGCACGGUAGCUACGACAUGUUGAAGAAUCUCGUGUUGAACGGAACCAGGGUCACCUGGUCAACGGUCCAGGGAUUGAUACGUCUGCUUCGUAAUCUCGAGGAGCUUCAUCUUUCGUUGAACGAGUACAAGACGGUCGACCUGGACUAUCAAUUGCCCGAGAACAAGAACGUGUCCGUGAAAAAGCUCCAUUUCACCGGGAACCCCGUCGAGGUGUGGAACGAAAUUUCCAAGCUUGGCUACGUAUUCCCCAAUCUCGAGAGCCUAGUGCUAGCCGAGUGCCCGAUAAGGUCGUUGGCUCUCGUCGACAAUAGAAACUCGAACGAGGAGCCCUGCACGAAGAAGGGGGCGGGGAAGCUGAGCGAGGACAACGAGAAUAUGAACAGUCUGAGGGGGGAGGAUGAGGAGGAGGAGGAGGAGGAGGACGAGGAGGAGGGGACAUCGGUGGUGGACGAGAAGGGGAACAGGAUAUUCAGCGAGGGAAAAUUGAAUUACGAUAGAUCGGAGUCGGAAUCGGAAUCUAGUGGCACUACCAUCAGGUCGUCUCACGAUCCUUUCAGAAAGCUAAGGUUUCUGAACGUGAACGGCACCCUGUUGUCCACGUGGGACGAUGUCGAGCGACUUGCCAGGUUUCCAGCGCUUAAAUCGUUGAGGAUUCAGGGCUGCCCCCUUUUCGAGAGUCCUCGAGAAUACACCGAGCACGAGAGGCGGCAACUGUUAAUCGCCAGACUUCCGAAUGUCGAGACAUUGAACGGCGGCGGUGUGAUAUCCUCCCAGGAGCGCGAGGAUGCCGAAAGGGCCUUCAUUCGAUAUUACAUGGACAAACCGGAAGCGGACAGGCCGGAAAGGUACUCCGAGCUGGUGGCUAUUCACGGAAAGCUGGAUCCUCUGGUACACGUCGACCUGACACCUGAGAAGAGGGUCAAGGUCACAUUCACUUACGGAGACCUAGUCGAGGUUCGAUCCAUAGACGUGUACAGAACGGUUUUCGAGUUGAAAACCAAACUGGAGACGAUGGUGAAAAUCCCGGCGAAUAGGAUGAGACUUUUUUACGUGGAUCAGGUUAUGAAGGCGCAAUACGGACCGGAGGAGAUGCUGUACCCGAACAAACAAUUGUAUCGGUACAAUAUACGGAACGGCGACGAAAUCAUUAUCGACAGCAAGUUGAAUCGUUUUGUAUCGACGUCGUCGACCACGUCUUCCAUACGUUCAUGAAGAAGGUUCUCAAGCGAAUCAUCGGACGAUACGAAACAUACCUGACAGUUGUUGGGAUCCUGCUGACCUCCAGUGAAAAGUGAAUGAGAUAUCGAGAUUUCGAUCGCGGAUCAAUUUAUACGUGGAGAGACUCGGAAUUUUUUUACAUAUUACACACACACACACGCCGAAUAAUUGUUCUAGAAAAAAAUAUAUUAACUUAUCGAUUCUUCAGGGUUGAGAAAGAGUUGAUAAUGAUACGAUUGAAAGGCGCGUUUGUGCGUGAAUAAUGGCUGCGAGAGAAAGUUUAAAGUUAAAAAUUUUUACGAUACUCGGACGAAUUAGAACGUGUUUCUAAAAAGGGAAAUUAAAUUUUCAUGUACAGGCAGGUAUUCGUAUACUCUAUGCGACGUUUUUAAUGAAAACGAUUUUAGCGAAUGCGUUUGUAAAAAAAAAAAAAUAUUACGACUCUCUUCGAAGCUUCAUGUUAACCGUUAGCGUAGAUUAUUGCAGUCAAAUCUAUCAAGAUAGAGAUAUAAAUCCACUUAGUUAAAUAGUGUCCAAUUUAUCGAUUGUUUUUCGAAUAGUUAGAAGAAGAAAUAUUGCUAAGAGAUGAGAAAGUUCAUACGCUGGCCAUAUUAUACAAAAAAAAAAAAAAAAACUUUGAAAUUGUGAAUUUUUUGGAUACGAAAUAGGAAAAAUCAAAGAAAAAAAAAAGAAAAAGGGGAAAAAAAAAAGAAAAAAAUGUAGAGCUAAAUAUCGCAAGCGUAUCGAUUAAAAAAAAAAAAAUGGAAGAAUACGUUGAUCGACCAGUAGUGAUAUUUUUAAUUCCGCAGCCAAAUGUAUCGUGUUAGAAAACUGUUAUCUAGUAAAAAUGUUAAAUUCGAUUUAUUAAGAUUUUUGUAAUGGUAGGAGAUCCAUCAAGAUCAAGUUGAAUUAGCUUCGUGGAUGAAACAUUUGAAACGUAAUUCAACAACAAUGUGACAAGUAUGAUAAAGAUGUGUAUGCCGAAGAGAAUUAUUUUUAUAGAUCGUAAUUGGAUGCGAGAAAGACACAAAAAAAAAAGAAUCACGGGCAAUGAUAAAAAGAAACACACAUACACACACACACACACGUAUAUAUGUAUACACAAUUUUCUCUUCUCGGUCCCAACGACUAAAGUUUCGUUCUGGCCGAUGUAAAAAAUUCUUAUUCUCCUGCUUGAACAGCAAUUUCAAAGCGCGAUAUAUGUUUUUACACAGGCCAUAAAAAAAUUAAUGAAAUGUAAUAGUCGAUAAUUAAUUAUGGAUAAUUAUUUUUACAUCUUUAUGUUCAUUGUUUAGUGAUGAAGAUGCAAACAUUGAUGCUUUUUUUUAGAAAAAGGAAAAAAAAAAGGGAUAAACAUAACGAUAUAAUUUCAUGCAUUUUUUUUUUUUUUUUUUUUUUUUUGAUGUGUACUUAAGCUUGUCGGUUAUCGAUGCGCGAUAACUAUGAAUUUAAGCGCAAUUAAUUAUGUUUCUAUACUUUUAACAAGAUAAUUUACGAUUUUCCUUCAGUGUACUUUCUAUUGUAUGGAAUUCAUAAAUUGUACAAAAGAAAGUGAAAGAGAAUGAGAAUCGGUUAGCGAGCGUGUUACAAGACACUAGGAAGAAGAAAACAACGAUAUUGCGUGUUAUGGCUUAUUCCGCUUGCAAGGGAGAAACCUUGAAGAGUCGCUUAGUGCCUGCCAUUUAUUAGCAUUAACUCGAAUAUUUCUAUAACAACACUGCCCUUGUAAAUAUCAUAAAUUUAUACAUACGAAGCAACUUCGUCGACUCUUCAUGGUAGUGUCUUGACCAGCCAGUGUUUUUUUCACUGUGAUCGAGUCGUAUUGUAUUGGAAUACUUUAUUAGUUCCAAGAACGAGAUAUAAAGAAGAGAAAUUAUUUCAAUACGUAUGACGUAAAAGUUAUUUAUAAAAAGGAAAAAAGAAAAAAAAGAAAAAAGAAAAAGAAAAAGAGAGAGAUCAGCACUGCGCGAUUAAAUGAAGAGUCGGUCGACAUUUCUCCGAAAGAUCAAAUGCGGUAUCGUGUCCGUUUUUCAUUGGAUCUCAGGGUCAUUGAUGAAUUUAUACGUAUCGUGUCAAGUCGUUUGAUCGAGUUGUAUACGGCAAGUGUAAUCAUGGAAAAAAAAGCGAAGGGUAUAAACGCAAUAACCCUGAGUCCCCACGCCCCCUAUAUUGUGUCUAGUCUCGGAAAAGGAAACUGCAUUGUUCUCAUUUUAUAUGAUACGAUCCUUUUUUGUGCUGGCGCAAAUGUGUACGUACUAACGAAAUAAAAUCUUUAUAUGAGACGA